UGGCAAAGACAUCACUCACCACAGCGUGUAAAACGCUUCUCCCCUGAGCCGGCAGGGUCAAGUAGACUUGAGUAGGAUCGACUGAAAAAACCUUUCCGAUCAAGUGGAUGUCCGUGUUUUGUUGGCGCUGGCACAGAAGGCGAUGUACGAGGCGAUCGCUGAGAAGCUGCUAGAAAGCUCCCACCAUGGAUAAACCUCAAGCACCCUUUGUAAGACUGAAUGAUGAGAAAGUCAUAGUAAAAUCAGACGUUUUGUCUCUGUUGAAAACCUAUAACUGCUACCAUGAAGGAAAGAGUUUUCAGCUUCGCAUCCGGGAGGAAGAGGGCGAGUUGAUCAUGGAGGGUUUACUCAACAUCUCCUGGGGCCUGAAGAGGCCAAUCAGACUGCAAAUGCAGGAUGAUAAUGAACGGUUCCACUUUGCAUGUGCAGAAUCAUGGAGGUUGGAGAACACAAGCUCUAGCAGGAAUGAAAACAGCCAAGAAAGUCCAAGUCAGUUCUCAGUUGAGUCCAACAACAACAAUGUUGCAGUACCAGCAUUAACCAGUGUAGAUAGCCUUGGCCCCGAGGAGGAAGCCCCUCAACUCCUAAGAACAAGAAGUGAUGCCAGCUUCAUGAACAUUCAGAGGAGAUCCAAAAUGCGCAGCACAGGAGAUUUACAGCGGGUUAGAAGACAUCGCUUCUCCAUAAAUGGUCAUUUUUACAACCACAAGACAUCAGUCUUUACCCCAGCAUAUGGAUCAGUGACUAAUGUUCGCGUGAACAGCAAAAUGACAACACAGCAAGUACUCAGUCUGUUACUUCAUAAAUUUCGGGUUGAGAAUAACACUGAUGAAUUCGCCCUCUAUGCCGUCCAUGAGUCAGGAGAGAGGACAAAGCUUAAAGACACUGAAUAUCCGUUGGUAUUGCGUGUGCUGCAUGGCCCAUGUGAAAAAAUUGCUAAGAUUUUCAUUAUGGAAGGUGAUCUAGGAGAAGAGGUUACAUAUGAUGUUGCACAGUACAUCAAGUUUGAAAUGCCUGUUUUGGAUAGCUUUGUCAAAAAGUUGAGGGAAGAAGAAGAGAGGGAAAUUUUAAAACUGACAAGAAAAUACAGUGCACUGAGGUCAAUGAUACUGGAGCAGCUGGGGGAGCUUUCUGAGAGUGCAGACAGUGUGUGAGAAGAUCAAAAGAGAGUUAUUUGACUAAAGAUGCAGUAAUGUUUCUAGUCAUAUAUUUAUAAGAAAUACUCAGGCGUGAUGCACAAUACUGCUGUUAAACUGCUUUAUGAGGCAUUAAGCAUUUUGCAAUUUUUCUCAGUUGAUUUAGCACCUUUCUGCAAACCCAUUCCACUCCAAAACAGUUUAUACAGCAGCGUGAAUUCAGAGUGUGGAAGUUCUGCUGUAUGUCCAAUAAUACAUUUCUUUUGCUCUGAUUAAAAUAUAUGUAUUAAUAAAUCUAAAAUCAAUUCAGCACCAGAACACUGUGUUUCCUAAAAAGAUGUAUAGAAUGUAAAAAAUGAAACUGCAACAACAUGCAAAUUCAAGACAGAAUAAAUUUAGUAAUUGUUUGUAUUAAAAAUUGAAGCCAGUUAAUUUUUAUGAAAUUAAAACCAAAUCGCAUUACAUCAGUUUUCACAUUUUUCACAUAUUUUGAUCAACACAUCAUGCCUAUCAUAAGUAAAGUCAGGGGAAAAAGGGGGUGAGUUAUUUGGAAUAAAUGUAAUACUUAUGGAAUAAAAAAAAACUGCAUAUACUAAAUCAAAUCAGCUAUUACACAAUAUCUCUGCUGAAAUAUUAUCAGUACUAUCAUAGUAUAAAUUGUAGUGUACUAUAAUGCAUAUAAGCUACAUUAACCACAGGUGGUUAGUUAAAUUGACUGAAAGUUUAACAUUCUGAUAACAUUAGCAGCCAAACAGUGAUCCAGAAAAUCAAUGUAACAUAAUAUUGGAUGUAAUGUUUUAUGAGGCAUAAAGUCUGUUGUACUGGCUGUAUAAACUGUUAUGUGUGCCUGCAUGAUUUGUACAAAUGUGCAAAAUCAGCUGAAAAACAACACUGUGAAUGGGACACUUUGUAAUUAACAACAUAUCAUUAUAGUUUUACACUGAAUGUAUUUAGGUGAAAAUGAUGUCAAACAUUAUUGUUGACUUUUUUUAUGUAAAAUAAAUUUUCAUAUAUGGA
Molecule: messenger RNA, 2153 nt
Organism: Pygocentrus nattereri (red-bellied piranha)
Lineage: Eukaryota; Metazoa; Chordata; Actinopteri; Characiformes; Serrasalmidae
Gene: rassf4a
Product: Ras association domain family member 4a
Exons: 11
Coding region: 186-1154 (322 amino acids)
Biological process (GO): signal transduction
Source: RefSeq, a predicted model, not a curated record